UGAGUGUGUGAGAGUAAGAGAUUGAGGCCGAGGGGGGCCGGGGGAGGGAGAGAGGGGAAGGGGGUUGUGCAAUGAGAACAGUGAAGGCGUAUGAAUCCGUCAUGUGGCUUGAUGGCAGUGGAGAGAGAAGAAAGAGAUAUUCUGCAAUCUCCCCUUCAACUCUAUCCCUUCCCCACCCCCCACCGUGCAUCAUUCCUUGGCGCCCUCUCAUUUUUUCUCUUUAUCUCCUCCCAGUAUCUAUCUAAUCACUGUAGCAAAAAUUUAAUCUCCAUUUCCUUUGAUACUCCGUCCGGAAACGUGUUCUUCUCAACAGCCAGAAACAAGCAAUUGGCCAAUGCUUGGUCGGCCAUCUAUAUAAAUAUUCUAGCUCCACGUUGGUUCUUCCCACUCCUGCUCCCACUGUGUGCUCCCUCCUCUCUUCUCCAAUUAGCUCCAUCUGCCCAUUGGCGCCACUAUAAAACCAGCAGUGCUCCUUUGGACGCAGCGGCGAAGCCGUGGUCUAAGCGUGUGGAAAUUAAGUCUCAGGCGACGUGACCUCGGCGCCUCGCUCAUGAGUGAGGGGGUGACAGAGGAGAGACAGCUCUCAGGGGUUUUGCCACACAUAUUACGCGUGGAGGAUUAAUUCUAUCACUGCCAUAAAUCUAUAAAUUGUUAAGCUCUUUGAUACUACCACUGCAAGGGGUGAAGAACAUGUCAAGGGAGGAAUUGAUGGAGGAGUUGGGAAAGACUACAGAAGCAUUGCCGUCUCAGAGUGUCGAAGACCAGGGUACUGUGCUAAUGGACCCCGAUCCACCAUUCCUCAAAACAUACAAAGCGCUCUUCGACAGCCAACCAGAGUCGUCCGAUACUGAUCAAGCGGCGGAAGCCGAGGAGUGUGAGCUCCCCCUUAUCGAUCUCAGCCGUCUAAAUGGCGAGUCCGAGGCGGAGCAGUGCAAGAGAGACAUCAUGGCUGCUGCUUCCGAGUGGGGCUUCUUUCAGCUGGGGAACCAUGGCGUCUCCAGUAGUCUCCUGGACAGGAUACGCGAGCUGCAGGCUAACGUGUUCCGGCUCCCGUUCGAGAAGAAGGCCAGCGAGAAGGUAAUGGACUUGUCGCCCGAGAAUUACCGCUGGGGGACGCCGAGGCCUAUCUCCCUCAGGCAAUUAUCAUGGUCCGAGGCGUAUCAUAUCCCUCUCACGCCGGCCACCUCUGUCACCAAAACCAGCACCAGGCACAUAAUGGAGGAGUUCUCAACGGCAAUGUCGUGGUUGGCACAUCUACUAGCGGGGAUUUUAGCUGAAGGAAUGGGCCAUGAUGGCACGUAUAUAACGGAGAAUUGCACGUGCGAUUCUAGUUAUUUACGGCUGAAUCGCUAUCCUCCCUGCCCAGUAAAAGAUCGAGUCUUUGGUUUGGUCCCUCACACUGAUACUAGUUUCCUGACCAUAGUACGCCAAGAUCAAGUAGGUGGGCUGCAAUUGAUGAAGGAUGGGAGAUGGAUCACUGUUAAACCCAAUGCUGAUGCAUUAAUUGUCAACAUUGGUGACCUGUUCCAGGCAUGGAGUAAUGGAGUGUACAAGAGUGUGGAACAUAGAGUUAUGUCCAACCCCCAACAGGAGAGGUUCUCAGUGGCAUACUUCCUCUGCCCCUCCUAUGACACUGUGAUACGGAGCCUUGCAGAGCCUGCGAUCUAUAGAAAGUUUAGCUUUGGGGAGUACAGACAGCAAGUCCAAGAGGAUGUUAGAGGGACAGGUCACAAGGUUGGGCUUGCAAGGUUCCUUGCUCAAAACACAUGACCAUAGAAGGGCCGGUACUCAUAAGAAGAUAAAAUGGCAAGAGCUUUUUUCUUUCUUUCAGACCCCCUCACUUCUUGCGGGUUCUCCUAUUUCCCGUUUUUAGGCCAAAAGGCUAGAUUUUAAUAUUUCAUACAGAAAAAGAAGCAGCAAAUAUUGUAAUCAAAACAGGUUUACAGCAUUUGAGAUGGCAUCUUAAAAAUUACAGAAAGGAAAUAAAAGUUAUGUAAGUGGUUGUUAA
Molecule: messenger RNA, 2008 nt
Organism: Phoenix dactylifera (date palm)
Lineage: Eukaryota; Viridiplantae; Streptophyta; Magnoliopsida; Arecales; Arecaceae
Source: RefSeq, a predicted model, not a curated record